This is a messenger RNA of Tribolium castaneum (red flour beetle), 744 nucleotides long. It is a transcript of the gene Cpap3-e, whose product is annotated as cuticular protein analogous to peritrophins 3-E. The transcript is spliced from 3 exons. The coding region runs from base 1 to 744 and encodes 247 amino acids. Lineage: Eukaryota; Metazoa; Arthropoda; Insecta; Coleoptera; Tenebrionidae. Gene Ontology annotation, cellular component: extracellular region. Gene Ontology annotation, molecular function: chitin binding. The record is from RefSeq and is marked provisional.
AUGACAAGAGAAGAUCUUAGUAGUAUAGUUACCAUGGAAACGAUAAGUAUUAUUGUUACCAUCGUUACCCUCAUUGCCAUACAAGGUCUGGCUCAGCGUAAUUUAGGGCCCUCAUCAUGUCCCGAAAAAAACGGCCGUUAUCCCACGUCAACUUGCGACGGCUAUAUCGAAUGCAGGGACGGACUGGCCGAGGAGAAAUUGUGCCCCGAUGGGCUGCUUUUUAACCCAGCAAGUGGCCCUCAGGCCUUCCCCUGCCAGUACCCCCUUGACGUGGACUGCACUGGACGUGAACAGACCCAGCCGGCUCAAGCGACCGACGAGUGCCCGCACCAGUUCGGGUAUUUCCGCAUGGGCGACGCGACCUCUUGCGGCCAGUUUAAGAAUUGCGUGGAUGGGCGUGGCUUCAUCUUUGACUGUCCGGAGGGUUUGGCUUUCAAUGGUGACACCUACCGUUGCGAUUGGCCGGAUCAGGUGGCCACGUGUGACGCGGAGGCGUUUCUGGGGUUCACGUGUCCAAACGAUGGGAGGAGUUUUGGGUUGGGAGAGGCGGAGUUUCGCUUUUUUAGGUCGCCGAAUGAUUGCCAACGAUAUUUUGUGUGUGUUAAUGGACGCCCAAGGUUGUAUAACUGUGGGGAGGGGAGGGCGUUCAAUGAUCUGAUUGGUGCUUGUGACGGGGUGGAGAAUGUCACGGGGUGUGUGGGUGGGGCGCAAGGCGGGGCUAACUUCCGGAAUUAUCGGAUAUGA